Messenger RNA from Caenorhabditis angaria, 1519 nucleotides. Lineage: Eukaryota; Metazoa; Nematoda; Chromadorea; Rhabditida; Rhabditidae. The record is from the annotation of a GenBank genome assembly.
AUGAUUGAUGUUAACCUGUUAUUCGAUAAUAUCAUAUAUGUUUUGUUAUCAGUAUGCAAUGUUUUGCUUCUAAUUACUGUAUGCGCCAAAAAGGAGAAAGAGAAGGUAAAACUAUCUCGGAGAGUAGGAAAUUUUCAGAAAAUUAAUUUGUUUCAGGGAGUGAAUCUGCAUGCUUCUGCAGAUAGUGGAACACCGGAAAAAGCGGCAAACGACUAUUCACCGCAAAAAUUGGAUACUGAGAAAAAGACAUCAUCUGCAUCGAAGGAGAAUGUUACAAUGACAUCGGUGGAAACACAAAAGAAAGGAUCAUCUGAAUCGAAAGAAUCGAAUCGAUCAAAGGAUGUUAUUGUCAAUAUUAACAACAAUAAUAGAAAAUCGAAAGAAGGUGAGAAAAAAGAGAAAGAUGAGCCAAAAGUUGUUACAAAAUCGAAAGGAAAAUCGAAGAAGGAUAAAUCGAAUCGAGGAGAUAAGAAGAAGUUCCAAAUAAUGAGAACUGAAGAUACCAAACAAACUGAGGAUAAAAUUGAUGCGAGAAGAGAAUGGGCGUUGAAAGUUCUUCAGACGGUAAUUUCUUAUUUUUCUUCGAGAAUCAAGAUAACUUAUCCUAAAUGAUAAUUUUCAGAAAUGUAGCACUUUGAGUAAAAUUCAUCGCGAGAAGAUCAAGGGAUACAAACCAUCAAAGGCGAAAUACACGGCAUUCGAGGCAAAUAUCGCUCUCAAUCGUUAUGCCGAUGUUUACUGUGUCGAAGAAACUCGAGUUGUGCUCAAAAAUCGAAAAAACGAUUAUAUUCACGCUUCUUGGGUUACAAUUCCCGACUCGGAUACGAAAUAUAUUUUGACACAAGGACCAUUGCCAGAAACAAUUGCUGAUUUUUGGGCAAUGUGUUAUCAAGAAAAAGUCAAAUAUAUUCUAAUGUUAUGUCCGUUGGUUGAAGGCGAUAUUGAAAAAUGUUCACAAUAUUUUCCAAGCAAAGAAGGUGAUAAAGAACAAUACGGUGAAAUGGAAGUGACAUUUUCGAAAAAAGAGCCAGAGCCUGUAAAAGAUGUUGGUUGUAGUGUAAUGACUGUUUUGGACACUGAAAAAGCUGAUUCGAAGCCAAUGGAUAUAAAUCAUGUAUUUGUUCCAUGGUGGCCAGAUCAACUUGCACCAGAAGAUCCAAAACCAAUGUUAGAAUUAUAUCGAUGGGUCAAAAAAGCGAAUACGGAUAAUUCUCCAAUCGUUGUUCAUUGUAGUGCAGGAGUUGGAAGAACUGCGACAUUUGUUGGCAUCGAUUAUGCAAAUAUUCGAAUUCAACAAGAACCCGAUAUUGAUAUGGUUGAUAUUGCACACGAAUUGAGAAAUAUGAGAUUUCAGGCUAUUCAAUCGCAUGUUCAAUAUUUAUUCCUUCAUGUUUGUCUUCUCGAAUAUUUUGCGCAAGAAGGUUUGAUUGAAAGAGAGAAUUUUGGACCGUUUUUGGAGGAAUACAGAAAGCAUGCGACAAAGAAAUUGCAGAAAAGAAAAGCGGAGGAUCCAAAAUAG